CCUCUCUCAUUCUCUUUCUCGCUCUAGUUUUCUCGUUGAGAGUCUCUUACUCUGUUUAAUUACUUGUUUCCGGGAAAAAGAUUCUCGGGAAAACAAAAGAAAAAAAUCUCAAGAAAGAUUCAUCUUCGUUGAUCGCUACGAUGAAACGUUUCUUAUGCUGUCUCAAAGGAGGAAGCUCAAGUAACGCAGCGCAAGGUAACGACGAGAACGACGAAGUAGAUGUCGAGCGCCUAUUUGGGAAUAACGAGCGCCUCAAUCAUCUUUGGAGAAAUCAUCUCCGACUCCCUGACGAUCGUGAAGUUGCAGAUCCGACUGCUGCUCUGUUACCAGUAUCUCCACCUCUACCUGAUAAUUGUGGAGAAUCAUUUCUAUGGCGUGAGCUCGUAAACGGAACCAUAAACUUCCGGGACGAAUUUUAUCUCGGCAAAGGCAACUUCGGCGAAGUCCAUCGCUGCUAUUUCUCAAGACUUAAUGUGGAUGGAGCGGUAAAGGUUCAAAAUCCACAGAAUCCAACUGGUCAUGUUGAGUUCUUGGCAGAGGUUACAACGUUACGUGCAACUAAUCAUCCAAAUGUGAUUAGACUUCUUGGCAACUGUUACGGCCAAAGGAACCGUGCUAUAAUUUACGAAUUCAUGGCCAACGGAGAUCUUGAGCGUCACAUCUUUGCACACAAAACGAUGGUGGAGGGUCCGCGACCUAAGGGUCUAACACUACCAAUUAGGGUUUUGGAUUGGUACACGAGGAUGAAAAUUGCUGUGGGUGUAGCCAAGGGCCUGGUUUAUCUACACGAGGAGCUGAAAGUGAUUAACAGAGAUGUCAAGGCCGGAAACAUAUUACUUGAUGCAGAUUUUGUUCCGAAGCUGACAGAUUUUGGAUUGGCGACUAAAAUCGUUGAAGAUGAAAACGGUGUUGAGCAGCAGCAACGGAUCAUUCCGAUGAAGGCAUCUAUGGGAUACAUUGCACCGGAAGGAGAGAUUUCCUGGUUGGUUUCGACUAAGACUGAUGUCUAUAGCUAUGGAGCUUUUCUGUUAGUGCUUUUCACCGGAAGGAAACCUUUUUAUUCGGAUAAUCCUGCUGGGAAAAAGAAUCUCACUGAUUGGUUUUUGAGAGUAUGGGAUAGGAUCGAGGAUGCGCCUGUGAAAGCUGAUGUUGCGCUCGGUAAUAGGUACUCGGUUGAAGGUUUAAAGAAGAUAUUUGAUACUGCGAGGAUGUGUAUAAAGGCAGAGAGACUUGAACGGCCUACCAUGAGUGAAGUGGAAGCGAUGGUUCUCGAAGCUGCAGCUUUCCCGGUCCAAGUGCCGCGCCAGGUGACAAGGAGGCGUUCGGCUUCAACAUAAGAAGUUUUCUCAGGCGGUUUUACGUAGGGCUUCUUUUUUUUCUUUGGUGUUUGGUUUUUCAGAAACUUGGUUGUGUAACGGAUGGUUUUGUUACUUUUUGAGAUGUUUUUGAGACGAGGUCAGGUUAGGUUGUGAACUUUUUG
Molecule: messenger RNA, 1480 nt
Organism: Arabidopsis thaliana (thale cress)
Lineage: Eukaryota; Viridiplantae; Streptophyta; Magnoliopsida; Brassicales; Brassicaceae
Product: Protein kinase superfamily protein
Exons: 5
Coding region: 141-1337 (398 amino acids)
Cellular component (GO): plasma membrane
Molecular function (GO): protein kinase activity; ATP binding
Source: RefSeq, marked reviewed